Molecule: messenger RNA, 1772 nt
Organism: Halichondria panicea
Lineage: Eukaryota; Metazoa; Porifera; Demospongiae; Suberitida; Halichondriidae
Exons: 7
Coding region: 101-1612 (503 amino acids)
Source: RefSeq, a predicted model, not a curated record
UACAUUGCAGAAAAAACCAGAGAGAACGCUACAACUUUACUUCGUUGGACAGUUUGUGUGCUGCAUUAGUGGAGCUCCCGAAUUGUUGCUGGGCCGAACCAUGAAUUCUCUGCAAAUUACUGUGCUUUUGUUCGCCAUCUCUUUUUGCAGCAAAGUGGCCUGCUUGGACCAUUCCUUAUCAGGAACCUCAAGCACUCCAAUGGCUGAAGCAACCUCUUCUCAACCCAUCCAUUGCAACACUACCGACUCAAGCAGUACUGAUAUUGGAUCCGGGAUUUCACCUGUUGAACUCGAUGGUAGUACUGACAUUGGAUCUGGGAUUUCACCUUUUGAACUCGAUGGUAGUACUGACAUUGGAUCCGGGAUUUCACCUGUUGAACUCGAUGGUAGUACUGACAUUGGAUCCGGGAUUUCACCUGUUGAACUCGAUGGUAGUACUGACAUUGGAUCCGGGAUUUCACCUGUUGAACUCGAUGGUAGUACUGACAUUGGAUCCGGGAUUUCACCUUUUGAACUCAGUGGUAUAACCAAUUCAUCGCAAGCCACCGGUUUAACACCAAUCCCAGCUACUCAAGAAAAUUAUUUCUUCUCAAGUGAUUAUGUCAAUUCAAUUGCACCAUCCUCUACUCGAUCUGAGACAACUACAACAGUUUCAGGAUUAUCGGUACCAUUUGACACUCUUUCCAUCUCUCUCACUCCAACACCCUUUGUCACAGGGACCACCGAGUCUCCAUAUUCAGAUGUAAGUGACACAACUCAAGUAAUUGAUCCCCCAACAUCAGAACCUCCAGCCAAGGGCGAUAGAUUGUGCUACAAGAAGCAUUAUUGGUCAAAUAUACCCACCACAUGUGAGGCUGGUCCUCAUGGCUGCUUUGAGAUUGAGAGGGAUCCAAAAGCCAAUAGAAAAAGGAUGGGGUGCCUUAACAAACCUUGCAAACCUCUCAAAACGACUAAAGCUAUUCGCCAGUGUUGCAACACCUCUCUGUGUAAUGAUUUGCACAAGCGACCGUCUCUCUUUGUUCCGGAUCCACCGACCCUAUCUCCUCUCAGCCCUGUUUUACAGCAAAGUGGCGGCUAUAUUAUAUGUGACAGUCCAACUCACCAAGAAGAAAGUUGCUAUUCUAUGUACGGAUGCUAUACACUUCGAGAUUAUAAUACUGGUUUGGUCCUGAAUCGGACGUGUAUUAGGAGACCUGACUUUAAGCCUUGUCUACAGCCUGUUACGAUAUAUGCUAAAUGCUGCUAUGAAUAUCAUUAUUGUAAUAGACGACCACCACCUGCUGAAGAAAUUCCUAACCCCACACCGACUAAUGCCAUAACUGAAGCAGCUCUAAACACUACCGCUCCCACAGAAACAAGAUCUGCUACUGAGCCAGCACCGAUGGCGAUAGCACCAUCGGAGACUGUCAUCAUCGUCAUUAUGGUGGUUUUGAUAAUCGUAGCUCUUGUCAUUUCUGCAUCUAUUUUGGCAUGUUUUGGUGUUUACGGAUAUCGCCAUUACAAACGGGAGAGGCCCGUACGACCAGCCCCCAUGCCCAGACCAUACUAUCCUCCACCCGUUGGUGCGGAUGAAUCUCAGACGGUUACAAUGCCGGUUGAAAUGAUCCGUUAGAACUGUACAAACUAUACACCAAUAACUAAAUCAUUUAUUUGGACACUCCUAUGUAUGUGGUGAACUUAACAUUAUUAUCCGUUUUGCUCCUAUAAAUUAUAUUUUCCUGUUUCAUCAGUUUUUUGCGUUUCAUCAGUUUUGCAUCAUCAGUUUUGCAUAA